AUGGAGACAAAAAACGUUAAGUUAUGUGAAUUUGAGAAACCUUCUCUACCUAUGGGUACUGUACAGGAAUGGUUUACCUCGUUUACGGGACAGUCGGACGGGUGGAUUUAUGUCAAUCUUGACAUUCGUCGACGAAAGAUAAACUUGAUUUUUUUGGCUUACCUGCUAAUAUCGAGAACUUUUAAAAUUAGAAUUUCUGAUGUUUGGCGAUUUACUUUGGGAAGUGCUGUUGAUGCAUUUGUCGAUGAGAAGGCAUCGGGAAAUGAGGAACCAACUUUCACAUUGAUCGCAAAAGUACUUGAUUUUGUAGGGAACGAAGCAGUUUGCAGUUAUUUCGAUUCAACCGAAAAGUGCGAUAUACAGCAACUGCGCUGCUCCGCUUUUAAUUUACUACUCGUCUCCUUGUUGCUGCUACUCGUCCUACAGGCCUGUUAUGGUGAUAGUGUGAAAAUUAUGUUAAUUCCUAGUUGCAUUUUCUUGUCGUUAAGCGCACUGCUAACAGUUGCUGUUCUCGGAUCAGGUGGAAAACCGUCAAUACAGUAUGAGUACCAAUCCUAG
Enterobius vermicularis (human pinworm) is the source of this 558-nucleotide messenger RNA. Lineage: Eukaryota; Metazoa; Nematoda; Chromadorea; Rhabditida; Oxyuridae. The record is from the annotation of a GenBank genome assembly.